Molecule: messenger RNA, 1582 nt
Organism: Triplophysa dalaica
Lineage: Eukaryota; Metazoa; Chordata; Actinopteri; Cypriniformes; Nemacheilidae
Gene: ntmt1
Product: N-terminal Xaa-Pro-Lys N-methyltransferase 1
Exons: 4
Coding region: 386-1057 (223 amino acids)
Biological process (GO): N-terminal protein amino acid methylation
Cellular component (GO): cytoplasm
Molecular function (GO): N-terminal protein N-methyltransferase activity
Source: RefSeq, a predicted model, not a curated record
GAGUUUCAUUCAAUCAGCAGUAGCUAUCUAAUUUUAACAAAAUACCUAUUCCGGUUUGACUGAUCUGUCGUUGUGUAUUCUGACUUGUCGUUUUGUUUUCUGACUUGUUAUUUUGUUUCCCGAAUUGUUGUUGUGUCUUAUGAUUUGCUAUUUUGUUUUCAGUCUAACAUUGUGACUUCAGAUUUGUCAUUUUGAUAUUUGGCUUUUUAUUUUGCUUUUAGAUUUGUUUUUAGUUUUACGAUUUGUUUGUUAGUUUUGCACUUCCCGGCCACCGUAGGGUCGAGAUCUGCUUGGUUAUAAGCAUUAUUCCAAAUAUCUUUCUCUGUGUUUAUCAGAACAACGAAUUUUAGACUCAUUUGGAACAAGUCGAAGGAAUUUCACAAAGAUGGAAGACCAUGUAAUACAGAACGAGACAGCCUUUUACUCAAAGGCAGAGCACUACUGGAAGGAAGUCCCACCCACUGUGGAUGGAAUGCUGGGGGGUUAUGGCAGCAUUUCAAGCACUGACAUUAAUGGUUCCAAAAAGUUUCUCCAGAAAUUCCUUGGGGAAGGUAAAGGUAAGACUGGGACCGGCUUUGCUCUGGACUGUGGAGCUGGAAUCGGCCGUAUCACCAAACGGCUGCUUUUACCACUCUUCCGAACAGUGGACUUAGUGGAUGUGACGCAAGACUUCCUGGAUCAAGCUCAAAUGUAUCUGGGUGAAGAGGGCAAGCGGGUAGAGAACUACUUUUGCUGUGGUCUUCAGGACUUUAAUCCCCAGCCAGAGCGCUAUGAUAUCAUAUGGAUCCAGUGGGUUAUUGGUCACUUGACUGAUGAUCACCUGGUUGAAUUUUUAAGGCGUUGCCAGAGUGGUCUGCGUCCAAAUGGUCUCAUCGUGGUGAAAGAUAACGUUGCAUAUGAAGGCGUAAUACCUGAUGCUGUGGACAGCAGUGUGUGUCGGGACCUGAAUUUACUACGAAGCAUAGUGUCCAGGGCUGGACUUAACAUCAUCUAUGAAGAACAGCAGCAGAACUUCCCUGAGGAGAUCUAUCAGGUUCACACACUGGCUCUCAGAUAACUGCAAGCAAGCCUGUGUUUGUAUCAGAGUGAUUGUUCAGGAGGAUCAAUGUUACCCACACAAAGCUACUUGGUACUGCCAAAGUUUUCACUGUUUUUAAAAAUGCACAAGACUGGAACCUUGGGGUAAUGCUCCCCUUGACCUUUAAGCUUUGUUAUGUUACCGCUAAGGUUCGCAGCUGUCAUGUAUGUGAAUACUUAAGUGGCUCAUGGUUUCAUAUUCAUAAAGUCUGAUUAAUCCUCAGUACGAAGUGUCAAAUGGAGCAGAAUUUCAUCAGGAGAAAAUGUGGAAACAUUCAAGUGCAAACAUAAACCACCUAACCUAGCUUUGUUUAUCCGUGGCUGUACCGAAGACUAUUUCAAGCAUGUGUCUGUGGGACUGGGCGCUGUGGCUAGUAAACCUUUUAAUAAGUUAUUUGAGAUUUUGAGCGUAUACUAGUUCAUGUUACAUUUUAGUAUGUAAGUUUAUAACCAUUGACAUACUCCCUGUUGUAUCUUGCCUUGAAUAAAUUAAUAUUUUGGAGCA